ACUAUUUACCAACCACCAUUAAAAUAGCUCGGUCUCUCUCAUCUCCUCGCUCAAUCUCUCGUCUAUCUUCUGCAAACCGUUUAUUCCGUAUAUGUUCUAGGUUUUCUUAAGGGCGAACAUCAAAACUAAAAAUUCAAAGAUGUGUUUCGAUCAACAGAGGUUGUUUAGGUUGGUUGAAGAAAUAAAUACAUCGAGAGGACUUCCAUCAGCUGAUGAUAAUCGGAUGAUCGAAAUUCUCAGAGGUGAUUUAGCUGAAACUGAAGCACGUCUAGCGCGAGCUAGGGCAAGAGAAGCUGAGUUGAGUCGGAGAUUAGAAAGUAUGAAACGAUUCUUAUCUGUUAUGCAAAUCCUUGAAGCCUACCUCAGGACAAGACUUCGUGAGCAGCAACAGGCGUUAAUUCAAAUUUCUUCUCCUGAAAAAUUGUAAUCAGUUUCUUAAUUAGGGUUUCGAGUUUCCCCAAAGUAAAGAGGAAAAAUCGAAACUUGUUUUUAUUCAGAUUUUCGUUGUUGCCUUGUGUUUAUUGAUCAUUUCUUCUCUGUGUUUAGUCCAUUAUUUUGAUUAAGUUAUUGCUAUUCUUAGGUAAUUUAUUUAGGGUUUAGAAACUCAAUUCUGGAUAUGCUGGGUUGAAGAAUGAAAUUAAUACUUGUACGGGGUUUACCAUUGCA
Messenger RNA from Papaver somniferum (opium poppy), 666 nucleotides. RefSeq names its product protein SKIP34. The coding region runs from base 140 to 427 and encodes 95 amino acids. The transcript has a single exon. The record is from RefSeq and is a predicted model, not a curated record. NCBI's taxonomy places the organism in Eukaryota, Viridiplantae, Streptophyta, Magnoliopsida, Ranunculales, Papaveraceae.